AUGCAAAGUAGAAAUACCCUGGGACCACCUUCCCAAAAGGUGAGGGUUACUUUCUGCCAGCCACCCACAUGUGGUUGCAAGGCAGAUCCUGGUGCAAAUCCUCUCAUGCAGUCAUUUGGGCAGGAACUCAAGUGCACAGUGGAAGAUGAUGCCAUGGGGCUCCCUGCAAAAUAUCAUCUAGGAGGUGCCCUGGGAUUGCCAUCUGUUGCUCAGGCUGCUGAUUGCUGGUUGGCUGGAGUAGUUUGUGAUGCCCUCCCUGUGUGGAGGCACAUUGCAUUUAAACCAGUGAAGACUUUGCAGUUCAGGUCUUCACAAACAUUAAGCAGGCAACAAUUAGAAUACCUCCCACAUCUUUCCCAUCUUAAAAUCUCGAUACCCAUAAUCACUUCUGCCAAUGAGCUUGCAGCAUUUGUCACAUUCCCAAUGAAUGACAAGUGCAUAAUCCCCAUGAGAGACCUCACUUUGAGGGGAAUCCACCCAAUCCUUAGUACUCCAGAUGUCUUCAAUGCAAUUGGUCACUGGCAUUUCCUAAUGUUUAUACAAGGCGAUUUUCUGCCCCUCCAGGGUCCUGCAAUUGUAGGCAAGCCUGACUCUCAAGCAGACAUGCCCCUUGCUGAAGUUACAGAAGUCAUUGUCAAAGAGCCAGGACAUGCAUCCUAA
This is a messenger RNA of Pisolithus orientalis, 660 nucleotides long. RefSeq lists its product as uncharacterized. The record is from RefSeq and is a predicted model, not a curated record. The coding region runs from base 1 to 660 and encodes 219 amino acids. The transcript has 6 exons. Lineage: Eukaryota; Fungi; Basidiomycota; Agaricomycetes; Boletales; Pisolithaceae.